AUGAUAUUACUGACGCUUCCAGUUCUAUUCCAUCCCUGCAAACCAAUAUCUCGUCUCUCGGGGGUGUCAUACUUUAUCGAUCAGGACCAUGGAUUCUACACCCUCCAGGUACCCUGGGAUUCGCACACGGGCAUCAUCCGAUCCAACUAUAGAGAUAGAGACAUUGAACAUGAUAAGAAGCACCUGCUCGCAACGGCCCUCAGGGACGAGGUCCAUGACGAGCCUCACCCCGAGAGACUACGGGGCCUUGUAGUCCAUGACCGCUGCUGGCAGGUACUUCGCAAGCACCGGAUCUGGAGACGCGCUCGGGGAGACAUCGAUUGUAUCAUGCGUGCAUUGCUGAGCAGGACCGCCAGAGACUGGGAGACGAGCCCGCUGGUACCGGAUUCGUUGAGGCUUAAUAGUUGCUGGGAAAACCCUAUCAUGAUGGAAGAGACAGAUCCCCUGCACAGCCGCUACGUACAGUACCUGAUCAGCCGGGCUCGCCGCAGGACACACAGGAGGUUCAAGGUCAUGCGAAACCGGCAGAGGAGCCAUCUGAAUCGUCUGCCCGGGGAGGUUCUAUUUCUGAUAGCAGACCUGCUGCAGUCUCCGGAGAUAGUGGCACUUCAGGAGGCAAUUGGGACAUACUUGGGAGACGCGUAUUGGCGCUCUCGAAUCCCCAUGGACCUGUUCCAUGAGCUCCGCGAGCUGGCUGACCAGGGCCAGAUCCUCGAUUGGCAGUUUCUCUGCCUGGAGCUGGAGAAAUACAAUAUCGGCCUGUCGGAUGCUCAGCGGCGCGGUGGGCGGUAUAAUGAGUUGGUGGGUCGGAAGUGGGUUCUGGAGCAGCUCGAUGCGAUUGAACGUUUUAUUUGUUGA
Messenger RNA from Aspergillus puulaauensis, 858 nucleotides. RefSeq lists its product as uncharacterized. The transcript has 2 exons. The coding region runs from base 1 to 858 and encodes 285 amino acids. The record is from RefSeq and is a predicted model, not a curated record. NCBI's taxonomy places the organism in Eukaryota, Fungi, Ascomycota, Eurotiomycetes, Eurotiales, Aspergillaceae.